GCGUGCUUGAAAUUCUCUCAUUUCAAACGUUUGGCUUCGAUUGUUUACAAAAAUUUCACGCAAAGGACGCGCUAGUUCGUCGAAUAAAACAAAGUUCAGUGGAAUUAGCUAAAAGUUUACUGUAUUCAAUUCUAAAUACGUCAUUUCAGUAUUUCUCAGCUAACCUCAAAUUCCGUGCCGACUUCAGAAUGGCGACCGCGAUGCCAAUUAACCCGAAACCGUUCCUGAACGGACUUACCGGGAAGUCCGUCUUCAUCAAGCUCAAGUGGGGGCACGAGUACAAAGGUUUCCUAGUGUCGAUCGAUGGCUACAUGAACAUGCAGCUGGCCAAAACCGAGGAGUACGUCGAUGGGCAGAACACCGGGCACCUGGGGGAGGUGCUGAUCCGGUGUAACAAUGUGCUGUAUAUACGCGGUAUAGAUGACGAUGAUGAGGAGGGGGAGAUGAGGGAUUAGGUAAUUCCGUCCGGAAAAAAACCUAUCUUCAUUACCGCUACCAGGCUUAAGAUUGAUCGUAAAUAAACUCUACUUGUAAUUGAAA
Messenger RNA from Uranotaenia lowii, 540 nucleotides. It is a transcript of the gene SmF, whose product is annotated as small nuclear ribonucleoprotein F. NCBI's taxonomy places the organism in Eukaryota, Metazoa, Arthropoda, Insecta, Diptera, Culicidae. Gene Ontology annotation, cellular component: U1 snRNP; catalytic step 2 spliceosome. The record is from RefSeq and is a predicted model, not a curated record. Gene Ontology annotation, molecular function: RNA binding. The transcript has 2 exons. Bases 189 to 455 code for a protein of 88 amino acids. Gene Ontology annotation, biological process: spliceosomal snRNP assembly; mRNA splicing, via spliceosome.